Messenger RNA from Pteropus alecto (black flying fox), 2251 nucleotides. It is a transcript of the gene TXNIP, whose product is annotated as thioredoxin interacting protein. Gene Ontology annotation, cellular component: cytoplasm. NCBI's taxonomy places the organism in Eukaryota, Metazoa, Chordata, Mammalia, Chiroptera, Pteropodidae. Gene Ontology annotation, biological process: protein transport. The transcript is spliced from 8 exons. Gene Ontology annotation, molecular function: ubiquitin protein ligase binding. The record is from RefSeq and is a predicted model, not a curated record. Bases 283 to 1458 code for a protein of 391 amino acids.
UUCCGGCUCGUGGUUGGAACUACUCUUUCCUGUUCGCGGAUGGGGUGCAGCUGACCGAGACUCUGGGCGCUCCUCUAGCUGCCGAAGGAAGGAAAGCUUCUUUUUACUUUUGAGAUUCCUUGGCCUAACCGGCAGCUUACGUUGCUUUGACAUCUUUUCAAAAAUUUGAGUAGAGAGUUGACGAGUGGAAUAAUUUUAAAUUAUUGCGAGGGGUCCUCGGAUUUGAGGUUUUGUUUUUUUCCGCCCUAUCGUAUUUAACUCUUGAGCUGACCCAGCCCAAUCAUGGUGAUGUUUAAGAAGAUUAAGUCUUUUGAGGUGGUCUUUAGCGAGCCUGACAAGGUGUACAGCAGUGGGGAGAAGGUGACUGGCCGGGUGAUAGUGGAGGUGUGUGAAGUCACUCGAGUCAAAGCUGUCAGGGUCCUGGCUUGCGGAAUGGCCAAAGUCCUCUGGAUGCAGGGAUCCCAGCAGUGCAAACAGACCUUGGAGUACCUGCGCUACGAAGACACGCUUCUCCUGGAAGACCAGCCAACAGGUGAGAAUGAGAUGGUGAUCAUGAGACCUGGAAACAAAUAUGAGUACAAGUUCGGCUUCGAGCUUCCUCAGGGGCCUCUGGGAACAUCCUUCAAAGGAAAGUACGGGCGUGUAGACUAUUGGGUGAAGGCUUUCCUUGAUCGACCUAGCCAGCCAACGCAAGAGACAAAGAAAAACUUUGAAGUGAUGGAUAUAGUGGAUAUCAACACCCCUGAUUUAAGGGCACCUGUGUCUGCUAAAAAGGAGAAGAAAGUUUCCUGCAUGUUCAUUCCCGAUGGGCGGGUAUCUGUCUCUGCCCGAAUUGACAGAAAAGGAUUCUGUGAAGGUGAUGAAAUUUCCAUCCAUGCUGACUUUGAGAAUACAUGUUCCCGCAUUGUGGUUCCCAAAGCUGCCAUUGUAGCCCGCCACACUUACCUUGCCAAUGGCCAGACCAAGGUGUUGACGCAGAAGUUGUCGUCUGUUAGAGGCAAUCACAUUAUCUCGGGAACUUGUGCAUCGUGGCGUGGCAAGAGCCUUCGGGUACAGAAGAUCAGGCCUUCUAUCCUGGGCUGCAGCAUCCUUCGAGUUGAAUAUUUCUUGCUGAUCUAUGUUAGCAUUCCUGGCUCCAAGAAGAUCAUUCUCGAUCUGCCCCUGGUGAUUGGCGGCAGGUCAGGACUGAGCAGCCGGACGUCCAGCAUGGCCAGCCAGACCAGCUCUGAGAUGAGUUGGGUAGACCUGAACAUCCCUGGUACCCCUGAAGCUCCUCCUUGCUAUAUGGAUAUCAUUCCUGAAGAUCACCGACUGGAGAGCCCCACCACUCCUCUGCUAGAUGACACAGAUGGUUCUCAAGACAGUCCAAUUUUUAUGUAUGCUCCCGAGUUCAAGUUCAUGCCACCACCUACUUACACUGAGGUUGAUCCGUGCAUCCUCAACAACAACGUGCAGUGAGCGUGUGGAAGAAAAGAAGCAACUGUACUGUUUCUUUGCAUCUCUUCCUGGACUUAGACUUUUUCAGAGACUGAACAGUCUCUAUAGUGAGGGGUGGGUCCACCCCAGCCUCUGACUCCCUGGUGUAGGAGGUGAUCAGCAGGUAGUCAGUCUCCUGAGCCUUAAAGGGUGUGCACUUGUCCUCAGCCAGUGAGAUGUUGUGACAUCGGCGUGUUUGCUUGGAUGGGUUUAAAAACACACUAAGAAACUCAGGCCCAUCCCAUUUUCUCAGCUCUUCUCGACCUUGUGCUAUGUGGAACAGAGCCAAUUUAGCAAACUGGGGAAAUGGGAAAAAAAAUCAUGGCCAAAACUUUGGGGGGGAAAAGGAGGUUUUUAAAAUCACUGUUGCCCUUUAUACACUUACACAAAAAGAAAACAGGGCUGAUUUGGUCUGGACUUUGGAGAGAGCUUUCUAUGUGAAUUCAAGGGAAGAAGCCCUAAGGUUGUUCUUGCUUAGAAUGUACUUUAAUCUGGCUCAAAGCAGUAGUAACUGUGCCCCACCAAAGGUCUUAAAAGCCAUUUUUAGAGCCUUAUUGCACUGUGUUCUCCUGUUGCAAACAUCAUGUGGGAGAAUGUGUUUUUCUGUUCAUGUGACUCCUUGGAAUUGAUUCUGAGGUGAUGUUUUUAGCACUUUAGUUCCUGUUAAAAAAAAUUUCUAUCUCAAAUGUAAGCUAAAGCUGGUCUAUGUCUCUAGGGGUAAGCACAAGGACAAAAAAAAAAAAAGUUAUUCAUUACUUUUGAGACUUUGUCCCAG